Messenger RNA from Ramularia collo-cygni, 309 nucleotides. RefSeq lists its product as uncharacterized. Gene Ontology annotation, cellular component: mitochondrion. The record is from RefSeq and is a predicted model, not a curated record. Bases 1 to 309 code for a protein of 102 amino acids. Lineage: Eukaryota; Fungi; Ascomycota; Dothideomycetes; Mycosphaerellales; Mycosphaerellaceae. The transcript is spliced from 5 exons.
AUGUAUCCCACCCUCCGCCGCUACGCCACAAUCUCCUCGGGCAAAAAUCUCCGAGGAAGAGGGAAACCCUUACUUUCUUUGGAACAGUUCCUACAACGCCAGAAAGUCAUGAAUCUUUGGAGAGAAAUUAUCCGAGCGACGAAUAAAAUUCCCAUUGAAGAUACACGAAAGGAAAUGCGGGACUUCGCGAGGGAGGAGUUUGAGAGGUUUCGACAUGUUGAUGAUCUUGGACAUGUUCGAUAUUUGGUUUCGACGGGUAAGACACAGUUGGAUAGUAUGAGGAGAUAUGUGGAGCAGAACGCUCUUUGA